AUGCUGGACAUCGUGUCCGUUUCAAAAGAUCAGCUGCCACCAAAAAUUGCCAGUACUUUUAACAGUGAAUAUUACUUUCCUAUGCUGUCAAUACUGACUGAUGCUAAGAUUGAAUGCAAUGCCAAAAAUGGAAAAAUUGAAUAUGAAUGGAAGAAAGAUGGCGUGAUUGUUCAGAACAGCAAAUAUGUGUCUGUGGACAAAGAUACUGGAACCUUGAAAUUUAACCAGAUGCAGGGUUCUGAUUAUGGAACAUACCAAUGCUUUGCUAAAAAUGAUUUUGGGACCUCACUUUCUGAGCCCUUUGAUGUUAAAGUAUCUGCAAUGGGAGCUUUUCCCUCAAAAGAACCCGAGGAAAUACAAUGUAAGGAAUUUGAACACUGUAAAAUCCCCUGCCGAGACAAACCAGAAUGUUCACCAGAAUCUGAAUGCAGAGUGGAAUGGAAAAUUGGAGAGGGCACCAAGACGAAUGUGGAGUUAUCGAAGAGAGUCGGGGUGGAUGGAAAUGGUGAUCUCCAUUUCAUAUGGACAAACAACACAGACUGGACUGGAUUAAACUACAAGUGUGGAGUGUGGCAAGAACAACUCAAGAUGUUGGUCGUUGGCAGUAUAACAACUCUCAGAAUUUUCAAUGCUUCUUUGGACCCUAACUUGGAUCCUAUUGUGGUCUAUAGAUCCCAUGGUAAAGCCCAGUACCGAGGAGAGGGUGUUCUCAAAUGCAUGUUUUCAGGAUAUGCAACACCAGAUAUUGAGUGGGUUUCUCCUGACAAUGCAGUUAUCAAGAAUUCUGCCAAAUAUGUGAUCAGCGAUUACGACAGGGGGCUGACCAUUAAGGAUGCAAUGCCGGAUGAUGAAGGUCUUUACGCUUGUAGAGGAAAAGGCAUUAACAAGACGAACACACAACACGUUUUUCUAAAUGUUACCUCUGCCCCGAUGCUUGAUUCAGAUUCUAAAAAUCCCCAGAUGAAUGAUUUGUUGGUGUCAGUUGGAAAAAAUGCCACAUUUUACUGUCAGGCUGUAUCAUUACCUGGAGAAGAAGUACCAUCCCCUCCCAAGUGGAUGAAAAAUGGAGUGGCUCUACCGAUUGAUGAAGACAAGUACAUUUUGAGCCCUGACCACAAUACGCUAACCAUCAAUGUACAGAAAGACUCUGACACGGGAGUUUAUCAGUGCAUGUCUGAAAACAGCGAAGGUGUUCUAUUCAAGGAGGCUUUUCUUAAGGUUAUACAGUACCGACCAGAAACAACCUCCAUAGUAGGAGACAAUAAUCCAUCGACGGGCGACUUCUUCCACAGCUACGACACAGAGAGACUCAAAUUCACAAUGGAAUCAGAUAUUGUCUCUACUCGUAUAGAUCUCAAGUUGUAUAUAAAUCCACCGGUGCUAGGACUUUCAGGAAUCCCGGGAUUUCGGGAGAAUCCCGCUACAGGAAGAAGAAUCCCCCACAAAAAGCCAAUUUUACCUGAGAAUCGACAAAAAUCGGACGCCAUUACUAGUUGUAGUGGUAUACCGUAUACCACGCCCGAUAUAAAAUCGCGAUCGCUGACAACUACUAGUUCCAAGUUGUACGUGAAAAAUAUUAAUGCUUCUAAAAAGUGA
Messenger RNA from Saccostrea echinata, 1596 nucleotides. Its product is annotated as contactin-4-like. The transcript has 12 exons. The record is from RefSeq and is a predicted model, not a curated record. Gene Ontology annotation, biological process: cell-cell adhesion. Lineage: Eukaryota; Metazoa; Mollusca; Bivalvia; Ostreida; Ostreidae. The coding region runs from base 1 to 1596 and encodes 531 amino acids.